Messenger RNA from Parnassius mnemosyne (clouded apollo), 1773 nucleotides. The record is from the annotation of a GenBank genome assembly. NCBI's taxonomy places the organism in Eukaryota, Metazoa, Arthropoda, Insecta, Lepidoptera, Papilionidae.
AUGGACAGCGAUGAUCCGAGGAUACCACUUCUAGGUCACCGGCGUGGGAACCGGUUGCGACGCGUCGCCGGGAAACUGUGCAACUUGGAGUCAUGGAAGAGACGGCUUCCGAUCACAAUCUGGCUGCCCAAUUACAGCUUGGAAUGCUUAUUUCGGGAUGCCAUCGCUGGUAUAACCGUCGGCCUCACUUCCAUACCGCAAGGAAUAGCUUACGCCAUGGUCGCUGGCUUACCGCCACAGGUGGGUCUAUAUUCCAGUAUAUUCCCGGGCUUCGUGUACGUGUUCCUCGGCAGCUGUAAAGAUGUGACGGUCGGUCCCACGGCCAUAUUAGCGGCGCUGCUAGCCAAGUACGUGGCCUACUCACAAGACUUCGCUUAUCUCGCGUCUUUCCUUUCCGGAUGUAUUAUACUGUUGCUUGGUGUUUUGCAGUUAGGAUUCUUGCUUGACUUCAUCUCGAAGCCAGUCAUAAGCGGGUUCACGACGGCAGCCGCCUUGCAGAUCUCGGCCUCUCAACUAAAGUCCCUAUUUUGUAUAGCAGGUUCAUCGGGAGACACGUUCAUUCAUGCCCUAGUCAACUUCUUCAAGAACAUAAAAACGGCUCAACUUUGGGACAGCGUCUUAGGAGCAUCUUCUAUUGUCUUUCUUUUGUUAUUAAAGCGGCUGACUUUGGGCAAUUCUUUAGAAAAAGUGUGCCAGUACGUGGUCCGUGCCAGAAACGCACUCUUGGUGUUCGCAGCAUCGAUCCUCGCUUACUUUUUGCACAGGCAUGGCUCCACGCCAUUUACAUUGACCGGUAAAAUUGAAGGCGGGCUGCCGCAUUUUGGGCUUCCGCCAUUCAGCACGGUCGUUAACAACCAAACGCUCAGUUUCACGGACAUGGUCGCAGUGUUCGGACCUGAAGGACUUGUGAUACCUCUAGUCGCUAUCUUAGAGAGCAUCGCAAUAGCUAAAGCUUUCGAAGGCGGCGCGGUGGACGCGGGGCAGGAGCUGGUGGCGCUGGGCGCGUGCGGCGUGCUGGGCGCGGCGGCGCGCUGCAUGCCGGCCACCGGCUCCUUCACGCGCACCGCACUCAACCACGCCUGCGGAGUGCUCACUCCCGCUGGCUCCUUCUUCAAAGCGUGCCUUGUGCUUCUGGCGGUGACGUUGCUAGCUGAUGCGUUUUACUUCAUCCCACGUGCGGCUCUAGCUGGUAUUAUAAUGGUCGCAAUGAUGUCUAUCAUCGACUUCUCCAUCGUUAGGAUCCUGUGGAUGAACAGCAAGUGCGAGCUGGGUGUGUGGGCAGCCACGGUGUGCGUGGGCGCGUGCGCGGGGCUGGAGCUGGGCAUCGCGGCGGGCGCGGGCGCGGACCUGCUGCGUGCGCUCGCCCGCGCCGCGCGCCCCCUACUGCGAGCUAGCACGCACGUGAGCAUAAAUAACACGACGGUGCGGGUGGUGCUGCCGGCGCGGCUGCAGUGGUGCGGCGGCGCGCGCGCGGCCCGGCGCCUGCGCGCGCUGGCCGCCUCCGCGCCGCUGCUGCUGCUCGACGCCACACACUUACACCAUAUCGACCUCAACGUCGCCGAGGAGAUAAUUUCUGUGAUAUUAGAUUUAGAGAAGCAAGGUCACAAGAUCAUUCUUUGGAAUUUCAACGCGAAGCAUCAACAGCUCUUCGAACAAUUGAAUCCAACCAUGAGGGAGAGAUUUUACACCGGGAUCAGUAUAGAACAAGAAGUCUUAGGUAUGGAGCCUACAGGGCAGGCAAUUAUACCUGAAACCAUAUCUACUAAUCUUUAA